This is a messenger RNA of Lates calcarifer (barramundi perch), 1674 nucleotides long. RefSeq lists its product as uncharacterized. Lineage: Eukaryota; Metazoa; Chordata; Actinopteri; Centropomidae. The transcript is spliced from 4 exons. The record is from RefSeq and is a predicted model, not a curated record. The coding region runs from base 173 to 439 and encodes 88 amino acids.
GUCCCUCACUCUCCACUGUGGCCUGCAUGCACUCAGUUACAGCAGUAGAGAGAUCAGUGAUAUCAGUGACUACUACUGUGUCGGGCUGACAGCUUCUCUAAAGCCACCAGGCACUGGUACCUGCCACCUGCUGACAAACACAGUGAGAACAUUCAGAUUCUGUGGGCUCAUCAUGGGAAACUGCGCCUCGGGAACAAAGAAGAAAAGGAAAGGGGACUCUGCAACAGAUGAUAGAAGCACAGAUACCAAGCCUGCUGAGGAUGUAACGUAUGCCUCUAUUGACCACAGCACUGCCAAAGGAUCACGAAUGGCCAGAGCUCAAACUGACGAUGACUGUGACUAUGCCACAGUUAAUGUCCCAGCAGCACUUCAACCCGAACCUGACUCUGAGUGCUCAUCUAAAGAUGAAUGUGCAGAUGAUUAUGUACUCAUGGGGUAAACAAGAGGAAAAGUUCAAUUGGGCUAUUGCAAGAUGCAGGACUUGUAGAUAAUAUAAACAGGAGAAAGUGUCUAAAAUUCUGUAAUGCCGUUCAUCUUGUUUCCAUUUCAACUGUCGAUCUUCCAGUUGGCCUGCUCAGAUCUUGAUCUCUAAUGAAAAAAAACUGUGACAAAAAAACAAAAAUGUUCACAGCCAACAGCAGCGGGUUGUGAAAAUAUCAAGCCCCAAAAUGUUUCCCUUCUCUUCUGAGGGAACCUUAAGUCUGCACACAACUGUGGUCUUCCUUUCUCAGGAACAGAAACCUGCAUCGUAUUUGACCUCUUUACAGAAAAGAUAACUCAACCUCAGGAAAAUGUGAAGCCUUUUCAUCUGAUGUGCCUGAAUUCCUAAAACAUUAACUAAAUACAUGGAAGCAGUAAGUCAAGGGAAACUGAGCUCAGCGUUUGAGCUUGAAGACUUGAAGGAUGAAGACGACUUGAAGAUGAUUCUUGAUUCAUAACUUUAUGUUUUUAGAGAAAUUAGCCAACAAAAUUGAUGUAGAGAAUGUAUGUGUGUGUGUGUGCUAGUAAUUCUGCAUACCACCAAGAUAUACUACGAAAAGAUAUUUAAGGUUUAGGAAUUCAGUGGGUGUAUGUGCUACAAAAGUAGAGCUGUUGUUUUUUUCUACCAUGAAAGGAAACGAACAACAGCUCUGUAACCCUGUAAACACAGAAGCCCAGUGACUUUAGUCACACUAGCUAAUGCGAGUACAUCUGCUGUCACUUUAUGAUUUUCUACUGCAGAUGAAAGUUUGAUCUUUAUCUACAGGCUGUUUGUAUUGAAACAGAGCCAGAGCUUUGCUCCACCUUAACCAAAGUUUCAGUUAAGCCCAUGUCACAUUAAGCUGCAUCAGCCAGGCUUUACUAAUGCCAAGGCUUAAAAUGUAGCUCAACUGUUUGCACAGUAAAAUAGUAAAAUAGUAAAAUUGUGUGCGCAAUUUGUGCCUGAGAACUACUGCACACCACCUAAAUAUACUACAAAUACAUAUUUAAGGAUUGAGAAUUUAUAUGUUUUAUGUUUUGUAUGUGUAUGCAGGGAAUACAUUAUUGUCUAAGCCUGUAUCUUACAGUAGAAUUAUUUAUAUGUUUGACUGGAUGCAUAUGAAAUGGUAGAGUUGUGUACAGUAAUUUACUGUAAAUUCUCUGUUUCAUUGUGGUUUUAUUGAUCUUUUUUAUUGAUUAAAUGCUUACCAAGUA